AUGCAUACAGAACAUUCCUGGUAUGAUUCUGUCCUACGCGGCUGUUCUGUGGGGCAGCGUUGGUUUAUCUCCGUCCGCCUUCUCUCCCACCGAAGUGCCUGCCGCCACCUGAUAGAAGAUGCGAUGGAUGUGGACAUGAGCCCCCCGAGGCCCCAAAACAGUCUUUUCGGUUGUGAAUUAAAGGCCGACAAAGAUGAUCACUUUAAGGUGGAUAAUGAUGAAAACGAGCACCAGUUGUGUUUAAGAACGGUCAGUUUAGGGGCUGGUGCAAAGGAUGAAUUGUACGUUGUUGAAGCAGAGGCAAUGAAUUAUGAAGGUAGUCCAAUUCAAGUAACACUGGCAACUUUGAAAAUGUCUGCGAAAAUGUCUGUACAGCCAACGGUUUCCCUUGGGGGCUUUGAAAUCACACCACCAGUGGUCUUAAGGUUGAAGCGUGGUUCAGGUCCAGUGCAUAUUAGUGGACAGCACUUAGUAGCUGUGGAGGAAGAUGCAGAGUCAGAAGAUGAAGAGGAGGAGGAUGUGAAACUCUUAAGUAUAUCAGGAAAGCGGUCUGCCCCUGGAAGUGGUAGCAAGGUUCCACAGAAAAAAGUAAAACUUGCUGCUGCUGAAGAUGAUGAUGAAGAUAAUGAUGAUGAAGAAGAUGAUGAUUUUGAUGAUGAGGAAGCUGAAGAAAAAGCACCAGUGAAAAAAGGACAAGAAUCCUUCAAAAAACAGGAAAAAAUUCCUAAAACACCAAAAAGACCUAGUUCUGUAGAAGACAUUAAAGCAAAAAUGCAAGCAAGUAUAGAAAAAGGUGGCUUUCUUCGCAGAGUGGAAGCCAAGUUCAUCAAUUAUGUGAAGAAUUGCCUCUGUAUGACUGAGCAGGAGGCUAUUCAAGAUCUCUGGCAGUGGAGGAAGUCUCUUUAA
Messenger RNA from Mandrillus leucophaeus (drill), 906 nucleotides. Its product is annotated as nucleophosmin-like. Gene Ontology annotation, molecular function: RNA binding; chromatin binding; histone binding. The transcript is spliced from 3 exons. Gene Ontology annotation, biological process: ribosomal small subunit export from nucleus; ribosomal large subunit biogenesis; regulation of centrosome duplication. Gene Ontology annotation, cellular component: cytoplasm; ribonucleoprotein complex; nucleoplasm. The record is from RefSeq and is a predicted model, not a curated record. The coding region runs from base 1 to 906 and encodes 301 amino acids. Lineage: Eukaryota; Metazoa; Chordata; Mammalia; Primates; Cercopithecidae.